Diaporthe citri is the source of this 807-nucleotide messenger RNA. RefSeq lists its product as uncharacterized. Lineage: Eukaryota; Fungi; Ascomycota; Sordariomycetes; Diaporthales; Diaporthaceae. The transcript is spliced from 3 exons. The record is from RefSeq and is a predicted model, not a curated record. Gene Ontology annotation, cellular component: endoplasmic reticulum membrane; endoplasmic reticulum. The coding region runs from base 1 to 807 and encodes 268 amino acids.
AUGGCUCUUCUCAAGCUCUCGACCCUUGCUCUUCUGGCUCUUCGCGCUGCGGCCGUCUUCGCCGCCGAGGCAGAUCCAGAGGAUGCGAGGGCCUCUCCCGAUGCCGCCCCUGAUAUUCCCGACCUGAAGAUCGAUAUCGCCACCCACUUCCCCGACUCGAGCCUUGGUGUCAAGCUCGUCAACGGGCACCCGACCAAGGCGGUCGUCGAGGUCGCGAACCAUGAGGAUGAGCCAAUCCAGCUUGCCCUCAUCGGCGGAACGCUGUCGACCACACAGCCGCUGCCUGAGGAUGCGCACCCAAUGGCCGGUGUCCUUCGCAACCUGUCCGCUGUCCAGUACAACGUCGAGAUUCCUGCUGGCGAGUCCCAGUCGCUGCCUUUCUCUUUCGUUCUGGACAUGCAGCCUCAAGAUGUUGUUGUCAGCCUUCUGGCCGUCGUCGGAAACCCCAAGGGUCAAGUCUUCCAGGUCGAGGCUCACAACGGUCUGGCUAGCAUCGUCGAGCCCCCCACCAGCAUCUUUGACCCCCAGAUCAUCUUCUUGUAUCUCUUCCUGACCGGAGUCUUCGGUGGCACUCUCUACUUCGUCUACAAGACCUGGAUCGAGUCCCUCUUCCCUCAGGCCAAGCGCGCUCCUCGUGUCGGCAAGAAGGGCAAGAAGCCUGUCGAAGCUGCUGAGCCGCUGUCCGGCCCCGAGUCUCCCAGCAUUACCACUGGCGCUGACAAGGGCUACGACGAGACCUGGAUCCCCCAGCAUCACGUCAGCCGCCCUGCGACCAAGCGCACCAAGUCCAAGAAAGCUACCGAGUAG